UGGGUAAUACACCAGGUGGCGAAAAGUAGAGCUCAACAUUUAUUGAAAACGAAGAAGAAAACGGGCCCGCCUCCGUUUUCGUUGUGUGACGUAAUUUCCUUUCCGUGUGUGCUAAACUCCAAGUGAACACGCGCUCGCCUUUUUGCUCAAAAUGCGUUACGUUGCUGCUUACCUGCUAUCUGCCCUCGGUGGCAAUGACAAUCCGGAUGCUAAACACAUCAAGAAGAUCCUGGAAAGUGUUGGCAUCGAGGCUGACGACACUCGUUUGGAGAAGGUAUUUGUAUCAUUGAACUUCCCUAGCAUGUGGAAACCACAUUUGGACUUGAGUGGCAUUUACAAAUGUCAUUUCAUUCAACAGGUCCUGUCUGAGCUCAAAGGCAAGAAAGUGAAUGAUGUGAUUGCUGCUGGCAUGGGCAAACUGGCCAGCGUGCCGGCCGGCGGCGCUGUAGCAGUUGCCAGUUCUGCAGCUGCUGGCUCAGGAGGUGGAGGAGCAGCUGCUCCUGCUGCAGCUGAAGAAAAGAAGGAAGAGAAGAAGGAAGAGUCUGAAGAAUCUGAUGAUGACAUGGGAUUCGGUCUUUUUGACUGAGCUCUUUGUAUGGAAUAAAACUGUUUAAAAACAAAAAA
Molecule: messenger RNA, 624 nt
Organism: Syngnathoides biaculeatus (alligator pipefish)
Lineage: Eukaryota; Metazoa; Chordata; Actinopteri; Syngnathiformes; Syngnathidae
Product: large ribosomal subunit protein P2-like
Exons: 4
Coding region: 152-586 (144 amino acids)
Biological process (GO): cytoplasmic translational elongation
Cellular component (GO): cytosolic large ribosomal subunit; ribosome
Molecular function (GO): structural constituent of ribosome
Source: RefSeq, a predicted model, not a curated record